Phyllotreta striolata is the source of this 1275-nucleotide messenger RNA. Lineage: Eukaryota; Metazoa; Arthropoda; Insecta; Coleoptera; Chrysomelidae. The record is from the annotation of a GenBank genome assembly.
ACAAGACAUAACCCUAUUUUUCCAUAAGUAUGGUCAUUUGCAAUAUCGCUUAAUAUUUUAUAAAAACCAACAAGUUCUUUUAAAUUAAGAACCAUGCCGACUGUAAGAGGCAAUACUCUGAUAUACAAAGGCAGUAAUUUCCUUCGUCAACGACUAAUUCUGUCUAUAUUAAGCGGAAAACCGAUCCAAAUAAACGAAAUCAGAACCCAGGAAGAUGAACCAGGCCUGAAGGAGUUCGAAGUCAACCUAAUUAGAUUGCUGGAUAAAGUUACUAAUGGCACAUCGAUAGAAUUAAACGAAACCGGAACGUCCCUGUAUUUUCAACCCGGGUUACUCUACGGAGGAACAAUCGAGCAUGAUUGCUGCUUAGAACGAGGAAUAGGUUAUUACCUAGAAGCGCUAGUUAUGUUUGGUUUAUUCUGCAAACAACCUCUAAACGCGAAACUACGAGGGGUCACGUCCAACAACAUCGACCCUUCCGUAGAUCUGAUAAAAACCUCCAUGUUGCAAACGCUGAAAAAAUUCGUCCUAGACGACGAUGAUUUAGACCUGAAAAUCUCCAAAAGAGGACUCCGGCCUCUCGGAGGAGGCGAGGUUAUCUUCAAAUGCCCCAUUAGGAAGCAAACUAGACCUGUGCAGUUGCUGAAGAACGGAAUGGUGAAGAGGAUAAGAGGCACGGCUUUCGCUCUUCGAGUGUCUCCAGCCAUAGCAAACAGAAUGGUGGAUAAAGCUAAAGGAGUUCUCUUGAAUUUUAUACCCGAUGUUUACAUCAACACCGAUCAAUGUAGAGGCAAGCAGUCCGGAAACAGCCCCGGUUUCGGCAUCCAUCUUGUCGCAGAGACAACUGAAGGUGUUUAUUAUUCCUCCGAACAAGUAUCUAAUGUCGUUGCUUUCAACGAAGAACCUUCGAUUCCUGAGGAUUUGGGGAUAGCCGCAGCUCAAAGGCUCCUGUUCGAAAUAUCCCUCGGUGGCGUAGCGGAUUCCACUUCACAGUCUUUAGCUAUAUUAUGCAUGGCAUUGGGCGAUAAGGACGUCUCUAAAUUAGUUACUGGUCCUCUGACGGAGUAUUCGAUUUGGUUCUUGAGGCAUUUGAAGGAUUUUUUCGGGGUUUCGUUUAAAUUGGAGCCCUAUCACGACGAGAGUGAGCUGGAUGAUGACGGAAUCGAGGCCUCGAAAGUGUUGCUUACAAGUGUGGGUAUCGGUUACACGAACAUAAGUAAAAGAACAAUUUAGAAAUAAGUGAAGUUUUUAAUGAGAUGAUAUUGUAUGUUUUUG